AUUACCUAACUUCAGUAUAUAUAACCAAACAGAAAAAUUACAGCCGAAUUCUAUCAACACGGCAGUUAUCAUUUUCUUGUAAAAAGUUGUGAAACACUUGAUAGCUUAUUAAGAAACACUUAAACUGUUGAGUGCAGGGAGAGAAGCUCCAAGACACUGCAGUGACCUUCAGGUGAAUGAGCUGAAACAAAACUAUUGAGCAUCAUCAAACUAAUACUCUUGAAGUGAAUGGUUUCCGUAGUGUGGAUUUUGGACUCUAUAUCAAUGUGAUAACUUCCACGGAAAAUCCUUAGUAUAAUUUCUUUCCAACUUGGCACCCUAAUUCUGGGUCAGAAUAGAUCAGACAGUAUUAUUCCUACUGCUCUGGUGACCAGUGUGUGUUGACUGGUGGUGACUGAUAUCUGGUGGUGCUAUUGGGUGGCGACAGCAUUCAGCUUUAUUUGCUGACACCCCUGCCUUUGAUGUAUUGGUUGGAUCCUCCCCUCUGUGGACAGUCAGUCUGACAGGGAAUUCUACAUCCCCAGAAGAUGAAAGGACUCCCUGAUACAUGAGUGGAAUUAAUUAGACAAUCAAUCUGCAGUCACUGAGCUGUGUCCGAAACCCCUGGGUAUAAAGUUUGAAGGCAGAUGGCAUAGGACAACAUUUAGGAUUACAAUCUGACCAGGUAGCAUCAUCUAAGAAGGACUUCAAUUUAUUUCCAGGUAGAGAGAUUUUAAGUGACUUGAGAAUCUACAAAAAAUGGCUUCCAAUUUCAUCAUUGCCACCACAGUUUUCAUCAUCAGCUUACUGGAUCUUGUUACAGGUGAAAUCAGUUCAGCUAGUGCCUGUUUCUCCAGAGCAAGCAAAAUCGACAUUCAAUGUGCUCCACGGACGAUGCUGCGAAUCCACAAAGUCUUUUUUGGUUACAAUGCAAUGAAUAGGUGCUCCUACACCCCGGGGGACUGUAUCUACACCGAACAUGAAAACUACCCCUGUGUGGGGAGGGAGACAUGCAGCAUCAACCUACCCAGCGGCGGAUUCGGUCGCAAGAUUCCAUCUUGUCAACAAGAGAGUACCUACUUCCAAGUGGACUACGAAUGUGUGCCAGCCUACAUGACGAAAAGUAUCUGCAAUGUGGAGGACCUGAAGGACCAGUCAGGGUAUUUAGCAAGCCCUGGUUACCCCAACAACUACCCUGCUAAUCUGGACUGCUCAGCCAGAAUUUACGUCAAACCCUCCCAAACCAUCAAACUGUUUGUCAUCGAUAUGGACCUGGAGACAAACGGUUCUGUGCAGUGUGUGGACUAUCUCUAUGCCCGGGACAAGUCACGUAGUGUCACCCUGUGUGCCCGUCGGGCUAAUGAGCCCAUAUCCAUCAUGUGGGAUGAACUCUUCAUACAGCUGAUGUCGAAUGGGAUCGAAAACCACAAAGGAUUCUGGUUGUAUUAUGAAGCUGAUCCACCACUUCUUACUACCACCACCCCAUCUAUACAGCGAACAACGAUGGGAGAAGUCCAGGAGGAGAAAAUUGCCCCACUGACCAACACAAAUACUGUGAAAAUGGAGACUGAGGAAAACAAACUACCAUUUGUGGCCAUUAUUGGUGGAGUAAUUGGGACGCUUAGUGUCAUUUUGUUUGUCCUGCUAAUCCUGCUGGGUCUCAAGUGGUGGAAGGAAAGACGGAGACGAAUGGACAAAAAUAGAUUCAUCGAGGUCCAGAAUCCUGCCUACCGAAAUAGCACAGAAUUCCGCAAUAGUAACCUGCCACCUAGUGACAAUUUCUAUAAUUACAUUGACUGCUAAGGGUGUCAGCUUGAGCAGUUCGUGGACUGAGGACUAAACAAUCAAAAUUUGCUGUAAUUAAGCUGCCUCUAAAGUGCCCUGAAGCAAGCAUUCACAGUCCAGUGACAAAAAGCAAGAGAGAUUUGUAAUCUGUAUUUGUCGAACUAACUGGCGCAAAAUGUCUCUGGGAGCUGAUGAAGCAAAAAAUUGGUGUUUGCUUAGCAAACAGUUUGUAUGACAAAUUCUAAUCCACUGAAUAGAGACAAUAUUCACAUCCCGCGGAGUUGGCGUUUUUUUCGUGGAUGAGGUUUGCAAGCUUUAUAGACCCAUUGUGAGCAGAUAGUGACUGCAUCUUACUUUCAUGUUUAAACUUUAUCUGUGAUAAAAAGAUAAUAAUGGCAAACACACCUAGGAACUAAUGGUGCAAUAUUAGGUGUGAACCUUUGAAAAGAAAAGCAUUGUGCAAUAUAUUUUUACAUCAUGUAUAGUAUAUUUUUAUCAUUGUACAUUUACACUUUUCCACUCUACUUACACACUCUAAAUUAAAAUCAAUCUAACCAUACCAAACUCUGAACAUUGACAACAGAACACAAAUAUUUUAUGACAAGGCAUCAAUGAGAUACAUCAUAUUUGGUGGAUAAAUAGAUUCGGCUGAAUCCCGGAUGACUCAACCUCAGUUUAAAUAGUUUUAAAAAGUGAUUGUUUUGAAUUUGACAGAGAAAUCAAUAUCAUUGCACUGAUAAGACACAAGGGCUCUUGUAUCCUGCGAUUAAACACAAAGAUUGCAUGACAAAGCUGCAAAUUCAGGUGCCUUUACAUCAUUCAAUUAAUGAGCUUUCCUGCCUUGGGCCUUUUUAUUCAUUAGGGGGGACAAUAAUUCUAAGCCGAUUCACAACAUGACACUCGCACACAAAAAAAUACAGCUUCAAGCAAACAUUUUUGUAUAAAGCCAUUUUCAUUGAACACUUUUAUCAUCUCAUGCACAACAUAUAGUCCCCAUGAAUCUUACACACCAUCAUAUUUCAUCAUCAUUCAAGUAACUGUAGCAUGAUAAUGACCAUUGUUGUGUAUUGUUGACUGAUUUGACCUAAUUGUGACAGUAUUUGAAGAAUUAAUGUGUUUUGUUUGUAAAUAAUUCAUUGCUAUUAAUUUAUCUUUAUUUAUUUGUAAAUUAGUUGUGCCCAGAGCAAGCAUCUUUAAAUGGGAUGUAGGGUUAAGGAAUAUUAUCCUCGAUGUUUCAAUGACUUCCCAUUGAGAUUUAUCUUCAUUUAGUAAAUCAUUUGUGCCUGGUCAAGCUUCUUUAAACUCCUAAUUCAAACAUUUUUUCAUUCGCAAGUUUUUCUUCAUAAUAUUCUUUUGUUAAAUCCCAGUUAUCUCCCAUUGUAAGGUGCAUUCUUUUGUUAAAUCCUAAUUAUCUCCCAUUGUAAGGUGUAUUCUUUUGUUAAAUCCCAAUUAUCUCCCAUUGUAAGAUGCUUGCUAGAGGUUGAACUGUGAUAUGUCAUUAUAACUUAUGUAAAUUAUUUCUAGUCAAAAUCACAUUUAUUGAUAUGUGAAAUACUGGUAUAAUAUUUCCAUAUUUAUGUGCAACUUCCUUCUGCAAACAAUUAUGAUUUUUGUAAAUUAUUUUGCUUUCAUUUUCAACUUAAAUUUCAUCAUCUUAAAAUAAAUAACUUUUCAGACAUGAAUUCAAACUUCAACAGUUAAAAAAAGAUCUCAAAAUUAUCAGUAUUAAUAUCAAUUUGUUUAAUAAAAAGCUUGUUAAUCAUGGAAUUCACUUAACAUUUUGUUGUCAUAGAUUUUAGUAUAUAUUUAUUCAAUCUUUUCAAAACAUGUAUUUGAGAUUUUUUGAACACAUGUUUUAUAAUUCCAUCCAACACGGACAGAGAAAUCCUCUAGCUAGUUUCUGCACUAUUUUUAGUAAUUACAUGUCCCAAGCCUUGUAGCUUCUGUAAUAUGGAGCUAUGAUGAUUGGGAAAUAGCACCACAUAUCUUUAUGAUUUCCAUGCAUCAUGCUCUAUGUAUGAAUUUGUUCCCACUGGAAAACACGGACAUGAAAUCCACAUUCAUUCCACGAUGUGUAGGCAUGAGAAAUGUUUUUUAUAUUGUAUAUAUUUUCUGUGCUAUGGCACUGGGGUAAAUGCAAUCUACAUGUUACGCUCAUGAUUAGCUAUUAUUCAUUGCAUAAUUUGUUGGUAAAAAUUUGAAUUGCUGGCAAUUUUCCAAAAUAUGUAAAUUCUUUGAAUAAAAACAAAAUAAAUAUGAAAUGAAA
Molecule: messenger RNA, 4030 nt
Organism: Ostrea edulis (European flat oyster)
Lineage: Eukaryota; Metazoa; Mollusca; Bivalvia; Ostreida; Ostreidae
Exons: 6
Coding region: 739-1782 (347 amino acids)
Source: RefSeq, a predicted model, not a curated record